This is a messenger RNA of Colletotrichum chrysophilum, 963 nucleotides long. RefSeq lists its product as uncharacterized. The coding region runs from base 1 to 963 and encodes 320 amino acids. The record is from RefSeq and is a predicted model, not a curated record. Gene Ontology annotation, biological process: carbohydrate metabolic process. Gene Ontology annotation, molecular function: arabinan endo-1,5-alpha-L-arabinosidase activity. The transcript has a single exon. Lineage: Eukaryota; Fungi; Ascomycota; Sordariomycetes; Glomerellales; Glomerellaceae.
AUGUUCUUCUCACCCCGACUCGCCGUCGUCGGCCUGCUGGCAGUAGCCACCUCAGCCUUGACCUUGGAGCCAAGACAGAACGUCGCCCCUGGCCCCGUCUCCGGUGAUACUUUCAUCCACGACCCGACAAUAACUAAAACCCCGAGUGGCACAUAUCUGGCCGCAUUCACGGCCGACGGCGUGGGACUGAAGACGUCCACCGACCGGACCAACUGGAAGGACGCCGGCGCUGCUUUCCCCAACGGUGCGUCAUGGACAACCAAGUACACCAACGGCGAGAAGAACCUCUGGGCGCCUGAUCUGUCGUACCACGACGGCAAAUACUUCCUCUACUACUCCGCCUCGAGCUUCGGAACCAGCAAGUCAGCCAUCUUCCUCGCUACGAGUACCACUGGUGCAUCCGGCUCGUGGACCAAUCAAGGUCUGGUCAUCGAGUCUACGGCGACCAGCGGGUACAAUGCUAUCGACCCCAACCUGAUCAUCGAUGCCGAGGGCAGGUGGUGGAUGUCUUUUGGCUCAUUCUUCGGCGGCCUUAAGAUGGUGGAGCUGUCUAGCAGUACCGGCAAGCUCAAGAACAGCAACAUCAUUUCGAUUGCUACCCGCCCCGACAACUCUGAGAAUGCCAUCGAAGCGCCCUUUAUCACCCGCAGCGGCAACUACUACUACCUUUGGGUCUCUUUCGACCGCUGCUGCAAGGGCGCUGAUUCUACCUACCGCAUCAUGGUCGGCCGCUCUACCAGUGUCACUGGCCCCUACGUUGAUAAGGAUGGCAAGCAGAUGAUGCAGGGCGGAGGCACUCGGGUCAUGUCCAGCCACGGCUCCGUUCACGGACCCGGCCACAACGCCGUGUUCACCGACAACGACGCCGACGUCCUGGUCUACCACUACUACAACGAUGCCGGCACUGCGCAGCUCGGCCUCAACCUCAUCCGCUACAGCAGCGGCUGGCCGGUCGUGUACUAA